AUGGCCUCAAAGAGCUCAGCAUCCCUUGUGCUCUUCCUCUCCCUCAACCUUCUCUUCUUUGUUUUUGUCUCAGCCAACCAUUACAAACCAUGCCCAUGCAACCCUAGCCCUACCCCAAAGCCAAAGCCAAAGCCCCCGCCCACACCUUCUCCCACCACGCCCACACCUUCUCCCACCACGCCCACACCUUCUCCCACCCCAUCGACCGGCGGUAAGUGCCCUAGGGACGCACUCAAGCUUGGCGUAUGUGCCAACUUGCUAGGGUUGGCCAACAUCGUUGUGGGCUCCCCAGCUACCCUCCCUUGUUGCUCUCUCCUCCAAGGCCUGGUCGAUCUCGACGUAGCACUGUGCCUGUGCACCGCCAUUAAGGCCAACAUCUUGGGAAUAAAUCUCGACGUCGCCGUCACCCUUAGCUUGCUGGUGAAUGCAUGUGGGUAUAAGGUCCCAUCAGGGUUCAAAUGCACCUAAGAGCUCUAAUCACCAUCGGUUUCGGUCUUUUUUCCUGUCUUUGGGUUUUGUUUGGUGUAAGUGAAUAAGCCUUCAUUGGUGCCGUAGGAUUUAUGUUGUUUUCUUUGCAUGUAUCGUCAUCAUGUCUUUCUUUAGCUUCUUCUUGCACUGUGAAUACAGUUGUUAAAUGUAGUUGUGAAUGAGAGAGGGAGCAUUUGGAGCCAUGAAAGUACAAUGGCUUUGUAUUUUCCAUCAUAAGGAUGGCGAUGUUAAAUAAAGCUUCGUUUAUGAUCGAA
Molecule: messenger RNA, 743 nt
Organism: Magnolia sinica
Lineage: Eukaryota; Viridiplantae; Streptophyta; Magnoliopsida; Magnoliales; Magnoliaceae
Product: 14 kDa proline-rich protein DC2.15-like
Exons: 2
Coding region: 1-468 (155 amino acids)
Source: RefSeq, a predicted model, not a curated record